Molecule: messenger RNA, 942 nt
Organism: Penicillium griseofulvum
Lineage: Eukaryota; Fungi; Ascomycota; Eurotiomycetes; Eurotiales; Aspergillaceae
Exons: 1
Coding region: 1-942 (313 amino acids)
Source: RefSeq, a predicted model, not a curated record
AUGGGCGGCCGCCCAACAACAUCCCUCGACAUUCCAAUCUGCGCCGUCUUCCUUGCCCUGUUCAUCACCGGCGCAGCAAGCCACAUGACCCUCCUCCGUCGCAACCUGGCCAGAGGCCAUAAAUUCAUCCCAUCAGGCGUGACAUUCGGAUUCUGCAUGUCCCGCAUCAUCGCAAACAUCAUCCGCAUCGUCUGGGCUUGUUAUCCCACAAACAUUCGAGUCGCAAUCGCGGCACAGAUCUUCGUUGCUGCGGGUGUUUUACUCCUUUUCAUUUUGAACUUGUUAUACGCUCAGCGUAUGUUCAGAGCUGUAUAUCCAGUCCCUGGAUGGUCGAGGAUAUUAUCAUGGGCAUUCAAAGCGUUAUAUGUUCUCGUCGUGGUGACUAUUAUUAUGGUUAUUACGUCUGUUGUGCAGAGUUCGUAUACUCUCAAUUCGAACACGCUUCGUAUUGAUCGGGAUAUCUUGAUCUAUGGUCAGACUUAUUUCGCUAUCGUCUCGUUUCUGCCGAUUCCGCUUGUCUUGCUUGUUCUUCUGUCUCCGAACAGGAAGCAGAUUCAGCAGGUUGGGUCUGGGAGUUGGGUUGUUAAGGUCUUCAUUGUUGGACUUGUUAGCUCGUUGCUCUGUCUUGGGGCGUCGUUUCGUGCUGCGACGUCUUGGAUGCCGCCUCGGCCUGUCACAGAGCCGGCUUGGUAUCAUAGCAAGGCAUGCUUCUAUGUCUUUAACUUUACUAUUGAUAUUUUGGUCGUGGCUAUCUUCUUCGUUGGUCGUGUUGAUCAGCGAUUUUGGGUUCCAAAUGGAAGCUCGAAAGUGCGCCACUACAGACGAGAUGGAAGCAGUGAGAAGAAUGAGCAGGCUUCACAGGAUGGACUUUCUUUCUCGGGUGAUGAACGGGAUAUUGAGGGUAGUGGUGUGUCUGAGGGCGUGACUGAAGAAACAAAAUGA